Molecule: messenger RNA, 1174 nt
Organism: Saccostrea cuccullata (small rock oyster)
Lineage: Eukaryota; Metazoa; Mollusca; Bivalvia; Ostreida; Ostreidae
Product: D-beta-hydroxybutyrate dehydrogenase-like
Exons: 9
Coding region: 21-809 (262 amino acids)
Molecular function (GO): oxidoreductase activity
Source: RefSeq, a predicted model, not a curated record
AAAAAAAGACGCAGUAUUGUAUGGAUUUUUCCGGUAAAGUUGCCUUGGUAACAGGGUCCACCAGCGGGAUAGGACUGGGUAUUGCUCGAACUCUCGCCAAGAAGGGAUGUACCGUUAUUUUAACAGGAUUGGCCGAUCAAAAAACCAUUGAUGAACUUGUGAAUGAGUUCAAAAUUUUGUGCAAUGAGAGAGCAUUUUUCCUGCCAUGUGACAUGCGAUCACGUGAUUCAGUUCACCAAAUGUGUCGAGAAAUCUCAAAAUUAUAUCCCGAUGGAGUUGAUAUUCUUGUUAAUAACGCAGGAAUCAACCAUGUGAAACCCAUUGAGGAUUUUCCAGAUGAGAAAUGGGAUGAGAUGAUCAGCAUUAUGCUAACUAGUCCUUUUGAUCUCAUUAAAUACUUUAUAGCAGGCAUGAAAAGAAAACGAUGGGGGCGGAUUAUCAAUAUAUCGUCUAUGAUGGGUCUAAUCAGUCAACCAGGGAAAGCUGUGUAUAGUGCUGCAAAAUCCGGAAUGAUAGGAUUAUCUAGGGGUGUAGCUCUAGAGGGAGCACCGUUUGGUGUCACGUGUAAUGCCGUAUGUCCUGGAUACGUAUACACUGCAGUGACUGAUCCGCAGGUACGGGCUUUUCAGGAAAAGGAGAGAAUAUCAACGUUUCAGGAAGCUAAGAACAAAUUCUUUUCUCGGGCUCCAACAGGAAAGGCGGUAGAAAUUGAUCAGAUAUGUGAGUUAGUGACGUUUUUGUGUACUUCUGGAGCCAGCAGCAUGACAGGGUCGCCCAUAGUGAUAGAUGGUGGAUUCACUAUUCAAUAACCGAAACAAAAGUACAGACACUGGUCAGAUAUCAACAUACAUUAAGGCCUCCGAAGGUCACCGUGUAUUUCCACGUAAAUGGUUGUUAAAUAAUCUUUAAUAUGUAUUUUAUGUUAAUAUGCUAUCAAAUACGUAGUGGACAUUUUAAUCUAGUCAUUUUAUGUUAUGCUUAAAAUAUUCAGGAAUUUUAAAUGUUAUUCUAAAUAAUAUACAGAGAAUUCAUACUCAGGAAUGCCCUAUUCUUAUGAAUAAAAAUUAGCGGUUAUUCAUUAUUGUCUAAUUGUAAUACCUAUAAUAUGUUGUUUGGUUAUUGUUGUGUAUGGCUAUUUGAUAAUAUUUUUUCACAAAACAUCUAUAUUUUUUUU